Drosophila grimshawi is the source of this 2915-nucleotide messenger RNA. RefSeq names its product dual specificity tyrosine-phosphorylation-regulated kinase 2 (gene Dyrk2). NCBI's taxonomy places the organism in Eukaryota, Metazoa, Arthropoda, Insecta, Diptera, Drosophilidae. Gene Ontology annotation, molecular function: protein serine/threonine/tyrosine kinase activity; ATP binding; protein serine/threonine kinase activity. Gene Ontology annotation, cellular component: nucleus. The transcript is spliced from 11 exons. The record is from RefSeq and is a predicted model, not a curated record. The coding region runs from base 469 to 2658 and encodes 729 amino acids. Gene Ontology annotation, biological process: peptidyl-serine phosphorylation; peptidyl-threonine phosphorylation.
UUAAUAUUACUACUAAAGUGCUUAACAGUUUAACAUCAAUUAAAAGUGUUUCUUGAGCGAUUUCAAAACGAAAUUGAAGCAGCAACAAACAGCAAAAAAUAUUAUAAAAGUUUCGAGAACCCUAUGUACGUCCAGUACAUACAGUGAGAAACUUGAGCCAUAACUGAAUUCAAUAUUGGACGUCGCGGCAAUUGCGCAACAAAUAACGUUUCUGUCUAAAGUUGCGCCGAACAACAACAGAAACAACAAUAACCACACAAAUGUUGUGCGGCCCGAAGACAUAUUGCCCAGCAGCUGGUUAUCAAUAAUAAUUCUCUUUGGCCGGUUCCACAAGAACAACCAACCACUAAGCACCAGCACUCUGUGGCGACAGUGCUCACUGUGCCAUUUUGGAUAACAUUGGAAAUUCGACACCCACUCGCACACACACACACACACACAACCAGCACACAAACAUAGCUCAGCACGAUGUUGGAUCGAUGUGAAAUGCCUAUACAAUUGGACAACGAGAAGCUGCGGCGCGAUGUGCGUCUGUCCAGCUCGCGCCUGGACUUGCCACAGUUGUGCAAUGUCGGACGUCGUCUCGAUGGGCACAUUAACAGCAACAACAACAACAGCAGCAAUCAUGUUAACGAGAUGACAACAACACAGAAUGGCAAUGGCAGUAACAUGAACAACAACAACAACAACAACCUUGGCUCGCCGGUCUCCUGCUCGACCACAAACAGCAGCAGUGGCAACGAGCGUGGCUCCUCGACCAAAUCAAACAGCAGCAGUGGCAGCGGCAGCUCGGGCAACUCGGCAAGCAGCACUGGCAGUGCCGAGCUCAAAUGCAACACGCCCAUGACACCUUUAGAGCUGGUCAAAAAAUAUCGCAAUUAUUUGACUGACCUGGAGUGUGAGGAGCUGAAGGUGUACAAGGAGGUCUGGUAUUUUGGCCAGCACGCCAGCAAGAACUACAAUAGACCCGCCCCGACAGCCAAUACCACAAAUUUGGGCUAUGACGAUGAUAAUGGCAAUUACAAGAUCAUUGAACACGAUCAUAUAGCCUUUCGCUACGAGAUCUUGGAGGUGAUUGGCAAGGGGAGCUUUGGCCAGGUGAUCAGAGCACUUGAUCACAAGACAAACACACACGUUGCCAUCAAAAUCAUAAGGAACAAGAAGCGUUUCCUCAACCAGGCAGUCGUUGAGCUUAACAUACUCGAUGAGUUGCGCGAAAAGGAUGCCGAUGGAUCUCAUAACGUAAUACACAUGCUGGACUAUACAUAUUUCCGUAGACAUUUGUGCAUUACCUUCGAGCUAAUGAGUUUGAAUCUCUACGAGCUGAUCAAGAAGAAUAACUAUAAUGGUUUCAGCAUGAGUUUAAUACGACGCUUCUGCAAUUCGAUUGUGAAAUGCCUGCGUUUGCUCUACAAAGAGAAUAUCAUACACUGUGAUCUCAAGCCGGAAAACAUUUUGCUGAAACAACGCGGCAGCAGCUCGAUUAAAGUCAUCGAUUUUGGCAGCUCGUGCUAUGUGGACCGGAAAAUCUAUACAUACAUCCAAUCGAGAUUCUAUCGCUCCCCGGAGGUGAUACUUGGACUGCAAUAUGGCACCGCCAUUGACAUGUGGAGCUUGGGCUGCAUUUUGGCUGAGCUAUAUACGGGCUUCCCACUGUUUCCCGGCGAGAACGAGGUGGAGCAGCUGGCCUGCAUUAUGGAGGUGCUGGGUCUGCCACCCAAGGUGCUCAUCUCGGUGGCUCGUCGUCGUCGCCUGUUCUUCGAUUCGAGAGAUGCGCCACGUUGCAUUACGAAUACGAAGGGCAGGAAACGUGCGCCGGGCAGCAAGUCUCUGUCACAGAUACUGCACUGUCAGGAUCGGUAUUUUAUUGACUUUCUGCAGCGUUGCUUGGAAUGGGAUCCUGCGGAGCGUAUGACGCCGGAUGAGGCGGCGCAUCAUGAGUUCCUGCAGCCAUCCGCGUCGAGUCGCCAUCGCAGUUGCCGCAUGUCCACGAGCUCCUCGAGCUCCGGACUGAACAGUGUCUCCCAGAAAUCCUCCUGCUACAACUUUGCAGAGAUCUCGCCCGGCAGCGGGCCAGUGGUGGCCUCAAUCACGAGCACCACAGCUGUGAGCAAUGCAGCCAUAACGACCAAGUCCAGCUCCAGUUCGCGUCAGCCUCACUCCCAUGCCCAGUCCAAUGGACACCUGCCCGACAUCAAGCUGAGCGCCAGCGACAAAUACAACAGCAUGCAGAAGGUGGCGGUCCGCUCGAAGAUCACGUCGAGCGUCUCGGAUCUGGAAUCGGUGCAGCAGUAUUCGCUGCAUCGCAUCUACGGUGGCAUUGGCAGCGGCAGCACACAUCACGUCUCCUCGGCGGCGACCCGCAAGCAUCUGAAUGGCAACCCAAGCGUUGUUGGUGUCGGUGGCAACGUCAGCAACAGCAGCAAAUAUGGCAGCAGCACGCUGGCGCACAAUCAUCACAAUGUCACGCAUCACAAUGCCUCCACGGCAACCAUAGCGACAGCAACGCAUCAUCAUCAUCACCAUGGCAUCGCUGUUGGGCAGCAGAGUGGUUUGGGUGGGGUGAGCCAGCAGGGCGGCGUUGGCGCUAAUGUGGCCAUGUCGCAUUCACAGUCCACCGGUGAUGUUUCCGAUCGAGCCAUCUUUGGGCGUGCUUGACUUAGGGCGAGGCCCACAAAGCUAGAGCUCAAGAAGUGCAAGCUGGUGAAUAUGAUGGACUUCUGGAGCUAGAAGUGGCGUCCACAGCAAUGCGCUGCCCUGCGGGAGGAGGAGGCGUUGCCAACUCCGUUGCCACCCGCAGCUCCAACCUAGUUCUAACUAACGUAACUGUUAUAUAAGCUAUGUAUGUGUAGGUUUAUAGCGUAUGUAUGUGCAUCGUGUAUUGUGUUUUGUGUAUUGUGUAUUGUGCAUUAGAA